Arthroderma uncinatum is the source of this 1410-nucleotide messenger RNA. RefSeq lists its product as uncharacterized. The record is from RefSeq and is a predicted model, not a curated record. The coding region runs from base 1 to 1410 and encodes 469 amino acids. NCBI's taxonomy places the organism in Eukaryota, Fungi, Ascomycota, Eurotiomycetes, Onygenales, Arthrodermataceae. The transcript has 3 exons.
AUGGCACUCAAGAAGUAUGGCCCACGCUCAUCCCACGUGCGGCCCGGUGAAUCGCCUCAGUACUCAUCAAUAACAGCGAGAUGGAUUGCGUGGAAGAACCUCCUGUUCGGCAGCAGGAAGAAGGCCCUGUCCUUUGAGAUGAUCGUUAAUGGCUGCACCUGCUCUCCGUGUGGUGUGGUCGAUUUUAUGAACUACCUCAUCUAUGUUGAGCGCGCAGCAGAGAACCUCCAGUUUUACUUGUGGUAUCGGGACUAUAUCCAGCGCUUUUCCAGCCUCUCUGAAUCUAUGUGGGCGUUGUCGCCGCCAUGGACCGAAGAACAACGGAAAAAGGUGGUUCGUCGCAACAAUCAAGCAAAGGAGAGGGCGAAACGGGCUCCUUCUAUCGUCGGCGCUUUCAUGCCAAUCCCGGCCUUCCCAAAAGUCACAGAGACUGAAAUGGACGACCUAACGCCCUUCGCAACACGGCCUAACAGCUCGCAUGCUGAUUUUGAGACCAGCAGCCUUUCCCGCGGGGAAUGGCUUGAGUGGGAUGCAGGCUUGAAGUUGUCUGAAUGCCAGGAAUCCAUCGACGAAUCAAGUGCUUUUGAUGGCAUAAAUCCUCUCGAGCCUUGUAUGACUGCCACCUCACCCAGUUCCCGUCACUCGAGCGGGCGCCUGCUAACAAAUAUGCGUCUCCUAGUUACUAUCCAACCAUACCGCAAAGAAAUAAACCGAAUCAUCUCAACCUACAUCCUAGACAAUGCGCCCCGCCAGUUGAAUCUAACGUCGAUAGAACGAAAGAUAGUCAUGGAAGCAUUAUCUGUCACCACUCACCCCUCCGCCUUUGCUGGUGUACUCCAAGAAGUUGAAUGGAACCUACGUCAGCAAUCUCAUCCACAGUUCAUCCGAUGGUCGCUAAACAAUAGCAACCGCAACCGUCUAUUAUGUGCUCGCGUCGUCAGCAUGAUUAUUAUUGCCUUUGGAUUAGCCCUCGCCAUCGUCUUGGUAUUUAGCAAGGCACAUCGGGGUUGGAGGAUGUUUUCUGCCAUGCUUCUGUUUCCCGGUAUUGCAUCCUUGAUUGCUGCCAUGGAAGGAACUUGUAUGCUAUUCCUCUGUUUUUAUAAGCGGCAGCUACGCCCAUGGGAGAUCCAUGGCGAAAAUGAUGACCCCCCAAAAAACGCCUGCCAACUUAAUCGGAAAGCAUUUGACGCCUUUGGGGCUGCUAAUUCCUACGAGGACGAACCCUGGAUGCGACAGAAUCGAAAAAGAGGCUUUUUCAGCAAAGCCUUUGACCCGUCGAUACAAAUUAAGGACCCAACCCUCUGCCAACUUCAGACUAUGACUAUCGUCCGCUCAACAACACUGGGAAGCGCCGUAACCAUCAUCCUCAUCGGCAUAUUCAUGACCUUGCCAAAUGGGAACUAUUUCUAG